This is a messenger RNA of Babesia ovata, 384 nucleotides long. RefSeq names its product transmembrane 14C. The coding region runs from base 1 to 384 and encodes 127 amino acids. The transcript has 3 exons. The record is from RefSeq and is a predicted model, not a curated record. Lineage: Eukaryota; Apicomplexa; Aconoidasida; Piroplasmida; Babesiidae.
AUGAUCGCUAUUUUCGUUGUUCCCGCUAUUCUUUGCAGCGGCUUCUUCAUGGGAGGAGGUGUGUACGCGUACGUCGUUAAGCGAUCGGCCGCAUCACUCCUCGCCUCCGCCGCUAUCUCUGGCGCUUACGCCGGUUGCACCUAUGUCAUGUUGGCCAGGCCUUCUGCGUACAUUGGAUUCUGUCUGGCAACAACCACUUCCAUCCUGGCCCUCGGCUUGGGAUGCUACAAGCUGUUCGUCGAGCACCACUCAACGACGGCAAAGAGGAACGUGGCAGUUUCGAUCUAUAGCACGGGACUAGCUUCAACAUGCUUUUACAUCGCUGUUUUGUUCGCCAAGAAAUUUCUGGUGCCUUCCGACGCGUUGUCGUUGAGAUUUGCGUAA